Molecule: messenger RNA, 3518 nt
Organism: Haemorhous mexicanus (house finch)
Lineage: Eukaryota; Metazoa; Chordata; Aves; Passeriformes; Fringillidae
Gene: DKK2
Product: dickkopf WNT signaling pathway inhibitor 2
Exons: 4
Coding region: 547-1356 (269 amino acids)
Biological process (GO): negative regulation of canonical Wnt signaling pathway; multicellular organism development
Cellular component (GO): extracellular region
Molecular function (GO): receptor antagonist activity; co-receptor binding
Source: RefSeq, a predicted model, not a curated record
AGGAGGAGGGGAAUAAAAAGCAAAGAGGGGGGAGAGAGUGAGUGAAAGAAAACUAAGCCCAGCUUUUGCCGGUGCUGCUUGGAUUGGAUCUGGUUUGAGUUUCCUCUCUGCUGGCUUGAGCAGCAAGAGAAGGAGGAGUGGGGGGAAGUCGCUCACUCUUCCUCUGAAGCUUUAGCAAACGUGCUGGUGCCUGUGCUGGCGGGGAGCUGCCCGGGUGCAGUUCCUUCGCAGCAUAUUGCUGUCACUGCCUGGACUUCCCGAGGACCUGGAGGAAAAAGACAUCACAGACCUGACAGUUGCUCACUGCCUAUAGACUUGUCACUUUUUUUUUUUUUUUUUUUUCCUAGGGGAUUCUUUUUUAAAAUUAUUUUUCUCCCGGGUAUCAGAACAGCAGUUUCUUGAGUGGCUUUGAAAUCAAUUGCUUCCUUAUCAACUUCGGGAGAUAUUUUAAAAAACUUUUCCCCCCCCUCUUCUGUUUUCAUAGCCAAAAAAAAAAAAAAAAAGAAAAAAAGGAUAAAAAAAGAUAAUCCUUUUGGGGGAGGGGAGAUGAUCGUGCUGAUGUGGAAUAAGUGCUCCUGCUGUCUCCUCUUACUAGCCGCGGUCCUGAUCGUGGAGAGCUCCCAGCUAGACAGCUCCAGCUCCAAGGUGAACUCCAUCAAGUCCACCCUGAUGGGGGAGGCUCCAACUCAGGCAACCAACAGAUCUGCAGGCAUCCACCAGGGACUGAUGCUUGCUAGCAGUAAGAAGGGCAAAAUGCUAGAGCAGAUGGGAAAACCUCCCAAGCACUAUCACCGGCAAGGAGAGGCCUAUCCCUGCACUAAUGACAAGGAGUGCGAGGUUGGGCGGUACUGCCACAGCCCUCACCAAGCCACGUCCGCGUGCAUGAUGUGCCGGAGGAAGAAGAAGCGCUGCCACCGGGACGGGAUGUGCUGCCCUGGGAACCGCUGCAACAACGGUAUUUGCAUACCAGUAACUGAAAGCAUCCUUACUCCUCACAUCCCUGCUCUAGAAGGGCCACGCAACAAGAAGAAUGGUCAUUAUGCGAGCAAGGAUUUGGGAUGGCACAACCUGGGGAGGCCCCGAUCCAAGCUGUCACACAUAAAGGGACACGAAGGCGAUCCCUGCCUACGGUCAUCAGACUGCAUUGAGGGACACUGCUGUGCUCGCCACUUCUGGACCAAAAUUUGCAAGCCUGUGUUGCAUCAGGGGGAGGUGUGCACCAAACAGCGCAAGAAAGGGUCCCAUGGACUGGAGAUUUUCCAACGAUGUGACUGUGCCAAGGGUUUGUCUUGUAAAGUAUGGAAAGAUGCGACCUCCUCUUCUAAAUCAAGACUUCAUGUGUGCCAGAAGAUCUGAAUGAGGAUUGGGAAGACAGUAUUAAGUGACUCUGGCUUUAUGUGUUUAAUGCAUUAUGGCAUGGUGGAAAAAGGGGACUGCAAAUGAAAGUGGAGUGGCUAAAGUAACAGUUAGAGUAGAAGUCACACCAAAUGCGUUUCUUUUUGAGCUGGUGGCAAACACAAGUGUAGCUGGAGUUCACCUACCACAUGGUUCUCCUGUAAAUAAUUCUCCAGUUUGUGGGAAAUGCUAGCAUGCAAACAAGUAGAGUGGAAAUGAAUGUCACUUACCUUGCUGUGUUGUCCCAUGAUGUUUCAGGUGUUCAGUGUUAGGGCUACAGUGGGUCUACAGCGUGGUAAGGAUUUUCUACAGAAGUUGUAUACAUUGUACUCCUAUAGGAGGCAGUGCAUGCCAGGAAGACUCAUCUGUCAACACAUUAUUGGCCACAUUGCAGGUGUGAGAAAUGGAAAUAAAGUUACUGUGAAUGUCCACAUGCCCUCAUUAUUCAGGGCUGACAUUCAGCAAGGAAGCACUCCUGCAGGACAAGAGUGCUAUGUUUUCCAGGCCCUUACGAAGAAGGUGAAAACUGGCCAUCUCAAAAUUUCAAGAGAGCAGCAGUUUACCUAAGAGGAGGCAUUUAAACAGGGUUUUGUUUCCUGUACAUGGGUAAAUUGAAAUGCUUUAUGUAGUUCAAUGUCAUAGUAAGGCACUUAAUUACUUGUAUUUUUCUCAGUUUACUGCUAAUAUGCAUUGGGUUGAACAGAUGAAGCAAAUAUGUGUGCAUGCAGAAUCCAGAAUUAUAUGCAGGCAGUUCCUUAUUAGUCCUAAAUAUGCUUUCCUUGCCUAAGCAUUCUUGCAUUAUAGACAUUUCCAAAAGAAAUAGCAGAGUGUUGAAGUACUUAACACAAAGAGCUUUGAAGUUGGUUCUCUGUUGCUGUUAUAAUAUAAUAUAUUCAACACUUCAGCAUUUGUUGAGGUGUUUUAGGCAUAGUGCUACAAACUCAAAUUUUUACAUCUGAUGGCACUUUGCAGCAGUAUAAUGGAUUUGUUCUCCAGACAGCAGAGAAAAAGGAGUUGGGUCUUGUGAGCAUCUCCUCUCCUGCAGAAGAGUUUUUAAGAAGAUGGCAUGACCACAAAUGACUUGUUAAACAUCAUGUGAUGUCACAGCAUACCAGCCUCCAGCAUGUAUUCAGCCUGAAACUGAUGUCCUCUCACUCUGGAGUGUUUUGCCAGGAAUGACAGAAAUAUAGACUGUGGAAACAGCUGCCAAACCCUACAUUGUUUGUGUACUGGUUAAAAAAGGACAGCCUCUCUCCCAUGACUUGUCUCCCAGGUCUUUUAAAACUUUUAAAAUUUUACUUAUUUUCAAAUAUUACUUUGUGUAAACUUUGGUAAAGAGACUGAUAUUACUUUAAAGAAGUCUGAUUCUAUAAUUGACCUACUACUAAGUUGUAAUUACCCAUUUAUAAUUACCCAUUUUCAUGUUCUAUGAUACAAAGAUAAAAAGAUACUUUUCUGUUUAUUCAGUUCUGCACAACAUGGGUAGGGCCAGUAUGUAGUUUAACUUUGAAGACCACGUUACCAUUACCUGACACAUUUUUCCACCAGUGGGAUUCCUUAAAGCUUUAGCUUAGCUACACUACUUGACUCAGCCUUCCUAAUUAGGACACAGACCUCAGCUUCAUUGCCCUUAUCUUUCAUAAGAGUCUAAAGCACAAGAGUAUUUCACACACCUCCUUCCUUCUUACUCCAGCAUUUUCCGAUGUCACUGAAACAGGAAUAAGGCUCAGAAAUUGCAAAAUACUAAAAAAGUUCAGGAACCAAUUUUGCAGGUUUUAUUUACACUGACACAGUAUAUACUCAGUUCAGAAGAGGAACUCAAGCACUGUCAUUGCUCAAGUGCUCACUACAUAUAAAAGAAAAUGAACGAGGGGGGGUUGCAGAAAUGGGGUCCCAGCAUUUUUUAGCUCUUCUUAUUGGCCUACCCGCCAUUUUGCUCUUGCAAAACACAGUUAUUUGGGAUAAUUUAUUUACAGGAAAUGUUUAAUGAGAUGUAUUUUCUUAUAGAGAUAUUUCUUACACAAAGCUUUGUAGCAAAAUAUAUUUGCAGCCUGUUGAAUUUAAUGUAGAAAAAUGUAUAAUAAGAUUAAAUAUAUUAAAUUUCUUUUCACAUUCCUCCCCAA